AUGUCCAUCAGGUUUUUGUUCAUAGCUGUCACGGCCGUCGAGCAACUUCUUCCUUAUAGACCGACGUCCUCUUCGUUCAACCUUGCCGUACCUCACCCUAUCCCCGAUAUCUGUUACGGGGUAACAACGAAUCGAGGGAACUCUAUCGAGUUCGACGGAUUAGGACAGAGGAAAGCGGGAGUUGGAGGCAGUGCUGCAAGGAGACACGAUCCAUUAGCACCAGAGCCCCUAGAUUUCCACGAGACCUCCAUCGAGUUCGACCCAACCUGCGACCUAGUCGUCGUGUUUCCAGUACCGUUACAAGUUGAAGAAUCAGCCUUACGCACCUUGGGUCGAAUCGGAGAGUACUGUAUGCUCACCAGAGGGAAAGCGCGGAAAAUGAUACCAGAAAAAGAGGAGUUGGAACAAGGGCUGGUCCCAGAGGAAGAAAUACCAACAAGUUCUUCGAGAAGUACCAUUUCACAUGACCUCACUUCUACUACCACUACCCCAGAUCCGCUAAAUGAAUUAUCGCAGCAGUUGUCACAAUUGUUAGCCAUUAUGACGAUGCAACAAAAGGAACAAAAUGCAUUAAGGGAAGAACUGGCUACGAUGAAAGCUGACCGACAGAACCAACAGAUACUCACAUCGAAAGGGGCACGUUUGAUCGAAGUCGAAGAAAACAAGCCGUGUUUGGAGCCAAAACUUACCAACAACGAACGAACAGGAAGAACCAGGUGUGCGGAUCCACCUACCUUCAGUGGAGAACGAGGAGAAUUGGACAACUUCCUUGCAGCAUGUCACAUGAACUUCGAAUUCAAAGGGGCAGAGUACGCCACCGAUCGCAGAAAGAUCCUGUUCAUGUACGGGUAUCUUCGAGGCACCCCUCAAAUGCUUAUAACCCCGGCCAUAACCAAUCCAAUGGUAAAUAACACCGACCCUCGAACCAAAUCGGACUGGAUCUAUUUCAAACAGCAUGUGAUAGGGACUGAGGAGAACCAACGGAUGGCUGAAACGAUGAUUGCAGCGAAUCGAUGGGCUGCUAGACGCAAACAUGAGACGACCUGGCUUCCCCCUCGAUCGAAUUCGAUGCGAUUGGAUACUAGUUUGCCCAACCCGGUAGAACGCCACUCACAACCGACUGGUAGAGGACCCUUGCCCGGUGGAAAACCAGGGAUGAUGAAUUAUGGUCUACCAAAUGACCCUCCGGUCACUUGGACAGAGGACGGAGGACGUCUCAGCGAGAACGAAAUGACUUGGAGGAGGGAGAACCGACGUUGUCUCAAAUGUAGAAGUCCAGAACAUUACGCCAACAACUGUCCAAAUGGAGGAAAUACGAGAAACAACAUUAGGGGAUCCCCAAACCCGCAUAGCUCACCAAUUCCUAGUGGAUCGAACUCGGUCCCAACCGGAUCCAAAGGGCCAUUAGUUCGAGGAAUGGCGGUAACCUUUGAAGAAGAGGGAAACGAAUACCUGGCCUAA
Messenger RNA from Tremella mesenterica DSM 1558, 1461 nucleotides. RefSeq lists its product as uncharacterized. NCBI's taxonomy places the organism in Eukaryota, Fungi, Basidiomycota, Tremellomycetes, Tremellales, Tremellaceae. Gene Ontology annotation, molecular function: zinc ion binding; nucleic acid binding. The record is from RefSeq and is a predicted model, not a curated record. Bases 1 to 1461 code for a protein of 486 amino acids. The transcript has 4 exons.